CGAUGCACGCCAUUAACGGCCAACUUUGUAUCCCGCCCCCUCCCCCAUUGGUCUCGUCAUUAUAGCAUCAUCCAUAAACAUCACACACACACGCUCACCACAUCCCAGCGGAAAACUCACUCAAAGAUCCAUCCGUAACCGACUGUAACCCACAAGCGUCAACAUCCACCAUGGCUCAGGACCCCCCCGCCGAGAUGCGCCGCUGGCAGGUGGCCAGCCCGGGUGCCUUAAUCAAGGGCCUCACUCUCACCACCGGCCCCGCGCCCGCCGCCUCCGCCCUCAAGCCGGACCAGGUGCUCGUCCGCGUCGUCGCCGCCGGUAUCAACCCGGUCGACUACAAGUUCCUGGAGCUCGGAGUCGUCGCCAGGGCCUCGAUGUCCUUCCCCUGGACGCCCGGGCUGGACUACUCCGGCCACGCCGUCGCCGUCGGCUCCGCCGUCGUCGACGUCAAGCCCGGCGACGCUGUCUUCGGCCGCAUCGACUUCGCGACCGCGCAGGGCACCCUGAGCGAGUACAUCAUCGCCGGCCGCGAAGGCGUCGCCGCCCUCCCCGGCGCCAAGGACGCCGACCUCGAGAAGGCCGCCGGCGUCGGCACGGCCGGCCUCACGGCCUACCAGACCAUCGUGCCCUACGCCAAGGCCGGCGACGAGGUCUUCAUCAACGGCGGCUCCGGCGGCUGCGGCACCUAUGGCAUCCAGAUCGCAAAGGCCGUCGGCUGCCGCGUCACCGUCACGUGCUCCACGGCAAAGGUCGACCUGUGCCGCUCCCUCGGCGCCGACGAUGUCAUCGACUACCGCACCGCCGACGUCGUCGCUGCCCUGCGCGCGCGCGGCCGCGUCUUCGCCCUCAUCGUCGACAACAUCGGCAACGCACCGCGGAACCUGUACAAGGCGGCCGACGACCUCCUCCUGCCCGGCGGCCGCUACAAGUUCGUCGGCGGCAACCUCUCCCUCGCCCUCGUGCCCAGCCUGCUCCUGCCGGGCUUCCUCGGCGGCGCGAAGAACAAGUUCGAGGCCUUCGUCACCAAGAACUCGCACGACGACCUGGCGCAGAUGGCCGCGUGGAUGGCCGAGGGCAAGGUCCGGACCGUCGUCGACUCGACCUUUGAGUUUGAGGACGUCGUCAAGGCGUACGAGAAGCUCAAGGGGGGGUCCUCCACAGGCAAGAUUCUGGUGCGUGUCGCGAAGAAGGCCUGAUGACUGUCGCGGUUGAGUCGCGAGGGCGAAGUUCCUCGACCGAUAGUGACGUUUGCCUCUGAAUCUCCCUCGCGACGGUUGUUUUGAGCUCGUCACUCCUGGCCUGGCUGCCUGUCCUGUUAUUGUUUCUUUCC
Messenger RNA from Colletotrichum navitas, 1330 nucleotides. RefSeq names its product zinc-binding dehydrogenase. The transcript has a single exon. Gene Ontology annotation, molecular function: oxidoreductase activity. NCBI's taxonomy places the organism in Eukaryota, Fungi, Ascomycota, Sordariomycetes, Glomerellales, Glomerellaceae. Bases 171 to 1196 code for a protein of 341 amino acids. The record is from RefSeq and is a predicted model, not a curated record. Gene Ontology annotation, cellular component: mitochondrion.